GUUAACCUAACUAUUGUAGAUUCAGACUCAGAUUCGGAUUCUACUACUAAUACAUCAUCUAGUAAGCCUUCUACUAUAUUCGAACCUUGGGAUAUAGGCGGUGGGGAACCCACUCAUUCUAGUUCUAG
This is a messenger RNA of Racocetra persica, 128 nucleotides long. The record is from the annotation of a GenBank genome assembly. Lineage: Eukaryota; Fungi; Glomeromycota; Glomeromycetes; Diversisporales; Gigasporaceae.